Fusarium verticillioides 7600 is the source of this 351-nucleotide messenger RNA. RefSeq lists its product as hypothetical. The transcript has a single exon. Lineage: Eukaryota; Fungi; Ascomycota; Sordariomycetes; Hypocreales; Nectriaceae. The record is from RefSeq and is a predicted model, not a curated record. Bases 1 to 351 code for a protein of 116 amino acids.
AUGCCAAAGUCUAUGCCGCGGUACACAGAGAGAGGCGUCGACCGGAGAGUCGGACACAAAGAAACAAAGCUGCAGGUUGCCGCAUGUGCCCAUGCCUAUGCGAAGCUUCAGAAGGCCCUGCUCGGGUCGGUCAGCGCCGGUCCCCCAUCCGGGACCGCCGAGGAGGACGGCUUCAGCAUUCUUUGCGGCGGCGAGGGUCUCGUCGGUGAGAGGGGCACUUUUGGCAUCGAUGGAGCACUGAGGCUGGCAGAGCUGGGUGUGUGCAUGCAACGUGUGGUCAGGACUUACACCACCCAUGCGAUGCUUCUAGAGGUUGAACUUGCUAACCCCCCAAGACUCUCGAGAGCCUGA